Messenger RNA from Trametes versicolor FP-101664 SS1, 3042 nucleotides. RefSeq lists its product as uncharacterized. The transcript has 3 exons. Gene Ontology annotation, cellular component: meiotic nuclear membrane microtubule tethering complex; nuclear envelope. Gene Ontology annotation, biological process: nuclear envelope organization. Gene Ontology annotation, molecular function: protein-membrane adaptor activity. Lineage: Eukaryota; Fungi; Basidiomycota; Agaricomycetes; Polyporales; Polyporaceae. The record is from RefSeq and is a predicted model, not a curated record. The coding region runs from base 1 to 2865 and encodes 954 amino acids.
AUGUCAUUCUCGAGCACACCUUUAGGUCAAGGCAGACGUCUAGAUCACCACACCUUUCUCAACAAGAACAACCCCAACCGCGCCCCCAACCCACCCCUAGGUCGCGCGAUACCCACCUCCUACGCCUACGGCGCCCCCACAGUCGGCUCGCGCUCCCCUCCCAAGCCAGACAGAGCACCACUCCCCCCUCAGGAAGACGAUCCCGAGGAGCCCGCCCUCGUUCGCUUCGCACGCCUCAAGCAGCGCGAGCAGAACUCUCAAGGACAAUCCUCGCGCCCCGCGGGCCCCAGUCCCCAUCCGGAGAAGUGGAGUGUCAAGGACACGUCCGUUAACAUCGCCAGCGCGUUUUACUCGGCAGCCACAACUUCCUUUGAUACCACCGCAGAAUCUAGCAUGAACCCGAACGAAGCCUGGGCGUCCGGCAUCCGGAAGCCCAUGGUCCCUCGCAGUACUUCUGUCGAAUACGAAAAGGAGACCCAGUCCACCGUCAACCGCCGACUCGCUGCCCCUCCCAGCCGAGCACAAGCCAACGCGCGGGUCGCUAGGCCAGUUUCCAAGUCAGCGUCGAUCCGUCACGUCCCAGACUCUGAGGGAGAGGACGACUCUCGCGACAACGGGCGCGGCAAGACCCCCCUUGAGCAGGGUAUCGACAUGGUCAAACGCAUGACCUUCUUCCUUCGCGAGCGCUCGACGGAGGUCGAGGGCGAAUCGAUGCUAAACGGGAACGAGAGUACGCGCGACAUCUCAAGUUAUGACUAUUCCGCAGAAGAGCGCGAAUUCCAAGCCGGGACCCAGAAGCCGCCUUCGCGACGGACGGUCGCCGUGCACAAGAAGAACAGAAUAUCGACCGACAACAAAGCCUACCGCCCUACUAUGUCUGAUCUGGACGAGUCUGAUGAAGACUUUGAGGAUGAGAAUGGGAAGCGGACGAGACGGAAGAAGGCGAAGAAGACAGGCCCCGCAGGUGGUCCGCUCACCUCGCUUCCUGUCGCUGGCUAUGACAAGAGGCGAAAGAAGAGGAGAGGAACCAAGGCGAACGGGGAGCCGAGAGAAGAUGGUGAUGAGGGCGAGAGCUCUGAAGAAGAGGAUCAAAUCAGUGAACAGCGGUCGAGACAAAGUGUAACACCUGUUCAACGCGCUCCUUCAAUAGCGCGGGGAUCAGUGCCCCCUAUGCCCCGCCAAGCGUCUCUACCGCCACAUUAUGACUCGAGCGGUUUCGAGACCUCUAUGGACAUCGAGGGUGGGCUAGGGCCGAUACGUGAAGUGGACGAAGAGCCUCCACUAAUCGAUGGCGCCAUUCCUCGAGGUCCCAAGGCGUCGUUCUCCGUGGGCGCGACACUAGGUCGCGCUGUACACGGCGUACUCAGUGCAAUCUUUUGGGUGUUGCGCACAAUCCUCGGCAGCAUAGGCUGGGUCUUCAGCACCAUAUUCGGCUUCAACUACGCGCCACUUGCGAAGACUGCAGUCGUUGGAUUGACGCUAUGGGGGGCGUGGUAUGUCCUCAACAGCGGCAUGCUUGAUCUCGGCUCCUUGCCCAGGCUUCGCUCUCCUCAUACCCCCUAUGUACCCCCGGACAUCCCCGCAGGUGACCUCAGUGCGAUAUCCGCCCGUCUACAGAACCUCGAACGCGUCCUCGCAGGUGUUUCCUCCGACGUCGAGAAGUCGCUAUCGUAUAUCGAAGGUGACACCAGGAACCACGCAGACCUGGUUGGACGGGUCGGCUCGCUAGAGUCGCGCGUACAAAAGGAGAGCGCCCGUGCCCAGGACUCCGAGGCUAAGUCUCGUGCGAGCACGAGCGAGGGCCUCAACGCGGUCAAGAAGGAGAUUUCCAAUCUGUACAAGCAGAUCGAGGCACAGCGCGAGGCGGAGGCGCGACGCCCCAACAUCGGAAGCGACGCUGAAGCCCGCGCGAAGCUCAAGGCUCUCGAGGAGCGCGUCGGGACGGUCGAAGGCGGCGUCAAGGAGGCGCUGGAGAUCGGCAAGAGCGCGGUGAAGUCUGGCGCUGUCGCAGGUAACGUUGCGCAGUGGUGGAACAAGCUCGCGACGGGCAAGACGACUGGAGUCACGAUCAAGUCGUCCGACGGACAAGACGUCACGUCCCUGAUCAACCAGUUGGUCGACGCGGCCGUCCUGCGCAAUUCGAAGGACACCCUCGCGCGCGUCGAUUACGCGUUGCACUCUGCUGGCGCACACAUCAUCCCCUCCCUAACCAGCGACACCGCCGAAGUGCGUCCACAGGGCGUCCUCAGCACUUUCACCGGACUUCUCACUGGUGGAAGCGGAUUCGCCAUCGGCCGUCCCCCGGUCACUGCACUGCACCACGAGAUUCACACUGGACACUGCUGGCCCUUCCCCGGAUCGCAAGGUCAGCUUGGCGUCGCGCUCGCGGCACCGGUAUACAUCAGCGACGUCACGAUCGACCAUGUCGCCAAGGAGGUCGCGACGGACAUGCGCUCCGCACCCCGCCAGAUGGAACUUUGGGGUCUUGUCGAGGGUCAGGAGAACGUUGCGAAGUACCGCGAGUGGAAGGAGAGCCGUGCGGCCGCGCGCCAGGAGGCCGAGACACAGGGCGAGCCUGUCCCCGCAAACCUCGUUGACGACAUCAUCUACCCGCGCUCGCUGCCCAAGACCCCCGAAUACGUGCGCAUCGCGAACUUCACUUACGACAUCCACUCGCCCGACUACGUCCAGACAUUCCCCGCCCGCGAGGACAUCCGCGAGCUCGGCAUCGACUUCGGGGUCGUCGCGCUUCUCGUGAAGAGCAACUGGGGCAAGGAGUUCACCUGCCUCUACCGCAUGCGCAUUCACGGCGAGCCCGUCGGCGAGAUCCCGCUACCGUACCCCGAGGAUGAAGAGUCCGCAUAGACGUUGGCUGUGGUGAACCAUGACCAUGCUUUAGUCCUGACAUACGCCCCCAUGCAUCCUCUCCCUCGCAUCACCGGCUGGCAAGCAUCCACACAUCCCCACGCACGGACACCCGCACUCCCUGCAUUCGCAUACGCAUCCGCAAGUUUACACUCAUGACCGUCAUGACCGCUCCCC